Molecule: messenger RNA, 1895 nt
Organism: Polyodon spathula (Mississippi paddlefish)
Lineage: Eukaryota; Metazoa; Chordata; Actinopteri; Acipenseriformes; Polyodontidae
Gene: zpr1
Product: ZPR1 zinc finger
Exons: 14
Coding region: 127-1497 (456 amino acids)
Cellular component (GO): nucleus; cytoplasm
Molecular function (GO): zinc ion binding
Source: RefSeq, a predicted model, not a curated record
UCCGCUGCUCAGAGAGAGCAGAAAGAGAAUCGUCUGGAAGGAAGUUGGUGCUCUUGGGUUCUGCUGAAAUCCAGCCUCCGUGAAUCACAGACGUGCUUUAGGCAAAGUCAUUUCCAACGUUUAACCAUGUCGGUUAUCGGAGAGGAAGAGGUCCGCGGAUCGGGUUCGAAAGCGAUUUUUAAGGAGAUCAGUGCUGACGAUGAAGAUCAACGACCUACUGUUAUAGAGAGCCUCUGUAUGAGCUGCUUUCAGAAUGGGACCACUCGCCUCCUGCUGACUAAGAUCCCCUUCUUCAAGGAGGUCAUCAUCAGCUCCUUCACCUGUGACAGCUGCGGUGGGUCCAACACAGAGAUCCAGUCAGCAGGGAAGAUCCAGGAGAAGGGAGUUAUCUACACCCUGGCCGUCAAGACCAAGCAGGAUAUGAACCGAGAGGUUAUAAAAUCAGACAGCGCCACAACCAGAAUCCCAGAGCUGGACUUCGAAAUUCCACCCUUCACGCAAAAAGGAUCUCUGUCCACUGUCGAGGGGCUGAUUGACAGAGCGGUGUCUGGACUGGAGCAGGACCAGGCUCUCAGGAAGGCGACAGCCCCUGAAGUUGCUGCAAAGAUCGAGGAGUUCAUUGAGAAAUUGAUCAAGCUGAAAGAUGUGGAGACUCCGUUCACGCUGAUCAUUGACGACUCUUCUGGGAACAGCUUUGUUGAGAACCCCUUCGCUCCUCAGAAAGACGAGGCACUGACAGUCACUCACUACAAGAGAACCACACAGCACGACGUCCAGCUGGGCUUGAAGGCCGAUGAUGAAGAGGAGGAGGAGGAGGAGCAGGUGGAAGAGAAGCCCGGGAGCACCAUUGAAGACAUGAGAAAUGAAGUACUGCAGUUUAACACCAACUGUCCAGAAUGCAACGCUCCCGCUUCUACCAACAUGAAACUUGUGCAAAUCCCUCAUUUCAAGGAGGUCAUCAUUAUGGCAACCAACUGUGACUCCUGUGGACACCGGACCAAUGAGGUGAAAUCUGGAGGAGCCACUGAGAAGCAGGGGACCAAGAUAACCCUGCACAUCACUGACCCUUCAGACAUGACCAGAGAUCUCCUGAAGUCGGAGACGUGCAGUAUUCUCAUCCCAGAGCUGGAGUUUGAGUUGGGGAUGGCAGCAGUGGGAGGCAAGUUCACCACUCUGGAGGGGCUGCUCAAAGACAUCAAACACCUGAUUGUUUCCAAAAACCCGUUCACCCUGGGAGACAGCUCCAACCCAGACCUGGCUGGAAAACUACAGCUCUUUGGCAAAAAGAUCGACCAGAUCAUUGCCCUAGAGCUGGAUGCACACAUUGUCCUGGAUGACCCAGCGGGGAGCAGCUACCUUCAGAAUGUGUAUGCCCCCGAUCCAGACCCAGAGAUGAAGAUCGAACAUUACGAGCGCACCUUUGAACAGAACGAGGAUCUGGGUCUGAACGAUAUGAAAACAGAGGGGUACCUCGAUGGGCAGAGUGCUGACCGAUAGCAACUUGCUGUUGUGUGAACAAUGGAAAAGCGUCAUUUUUGACUUAAAAAAAAGUUUUAGAAAGAUGUUUGGAAAGAAAAUGGUUGUGUGUUUAUUUAAAGGCAACCAUGUCAAGUCUUUGUUAAUCUGGUACAAUACCAGCAUGCUGUCCCCCCUCUAAUGUUUUGAGUUUGUUUUGCCCCAUUGUGGAUGUACUAUUCAGUACGGGGGUGAGGAGGAGAGCCAGGCCCACAGGAACUUUCAGCACUUCUUUCUAUAAACUGGUGAAAGUGAGCAGAGUGGCUGAUUAGGGGAUGCAGUACUGAAAUGGGGAAUUCUUGGGUAAUAUAGUUGAGUGAUUUAAAGAACUGUUGGUACAAAUACCAAUAAAAGUGGAUUUGCUUGGCAAUGCUACAGCA